AUGCACGCCGAGCUCGAGCGCCUCCGCGAGGAGGAGCAGACCGUCAAGGCGGAGAUCGAGCGCGCACUCGAGAAGGAGAACCUCGACCGCGAGCGCGAGAUGGCCGGCGAGGAGACCGCCGCGGACGCGGUCGGCGCCGUCAAGAGCGGCGCUGCGCUCUUGGGCGACCUCGAGGAGGUCCGCAAAAAGGUCGAGCGCUUUCAUGCCAGGCAGGAGCUCGAGGGCUACGCUGCGGUGCAGGAGAAGGGCGAGAGCGUCGUCUCGUGCUACAGGUCACAUCCUUCCACGCCGCUAGACUGCUGGCGGCAAGUUAGCGAGUUCAAAACCUCUGUCUCACGACUGGAGCAGCAAUAUGUGAACUCUCUCCGAUAG
Molecule: messenger RNA, 372 nt
Organism: Sparassis crispa
Lineage: Eukaryota; Fungi; Basidiomycota; Agaricomycetes; Polyporales; Sparassidaceae
Product: MICOS complex subunit mic19
Exons: 3
Coding region: 1-372 (123 amino acids)
Source: RefSeq, a predicted model, not a curated record